AUGAAGAGAAAGCGGCCGACCGGGAGAACUCAGAUUGCGGUCAAGAAGCCAAAGAUUGAUGCCGCAGCUGCCACAAAACCUACACAUCCACUUCUGCGGAAAUAUUACGCCGACGUCGUGACUUUGCGAGAGUACCUCGCGUCGCGACUCAAGAAGAAGCGAAGCCGAAGGUUGCAGCAGUACGGAGAUGCUGCGGAUGAUGAUGAUUCGGUGUGUCAACUACUUGACCAAACUUUCAUCGGAACUCAUGCACCCGUCCAUGCGAAAGAUGAGAGUAUUGUAGUCGAGGAAGACGUCACACUAUUCACUCAGCAACUUUCCAACGCGGGAACCGUAUCAUCUUUGGCUCCCGGGACGUUUAACCAAUCCGAGAUUGUUGACUYUGCAAUAUGGCUUUUAUUUCGAAGAAAUCAAGGGAACUCGAGACCACGUCAUUUACUCUGUCACAACUUUCAGCGGUAUCUCAACGCCUACAGCAAUGGCAAGGAUCCGGAGAUUGUGCCUGGCAUCCCCGGGAUCUACUCGAGCGGACCGAACGAAAACGCUCAAACUUUGAGACUCCAUCCAUGGGAUGCUCUGCCUGAUCUCUUAGGCAGUGGCGCAGAGAGGAUAUUGGGCGAUCUGUUGCUAGACUGUGGAAUCUUCACCCCUGUCAAAAGCAGCACCAAUAUGGUUCAGCUCAGUGGGACGCCAAUGUGCGAUUUGGGUCUUUUGCCCAGCUUAUUCAGCAGGAAAGAUGGCAACGAAGCGCACAUAGUCUUGAAGACCUCGUCAAGUGAACCAACAUCGAACAAGAAGCGCGGACUGUCAGAUAUUCGAUUCGCACGACAUCGCAUGCUCUAUGCCAAUGCUACUUUCAACGCCAAAGGAAGCGUCAAGUUUGGACUCAACCAAUUACACGUACUCAACCGGCUAUGUGAAUGCAGCGAUGUCGAAGAAACGAAGCACAUUAUGAAAUACAUCUUUCCGUCGCAGUUCGCACUCCACAAUGUCUUCACGUCUGCUGUGGACCCCAAAGACACAGCUCAUGUUUUCAAAGACUACACACUUCGGGAGAAGGAGAUCUUGCGACGGGAACAAGCUCGAGCCGUGAAGCAGCAUGUUGCCGGCAAAGUUAUCGACGCAAAGGCCACGUCUUUACCCAAGCGGCWCCGAGGAAAAGCCCUUGACAUUGUGCAUCGUCUCCGAAAACGACAUUCUAGCUGUGCGUACUCAGCUUUGCUGAACCAUUAUUGUCCCACGAUUCACACCCAGGAAGGCGCAGCAGCAAGCUCGCCUCAACUUGCAACCAGCACCACCCAAGUGUCAGCGUUCUGCAGAGCGGCAACAUCAAAAGUGUUCCCCAAGGUCUUCUGGGGUCAAGGCGAUGUCGCGACUCGAAACCUGCACAUUCUCCACCGUAACAUCGACCUGUUCGUCCGUAUCCGACGAUACGAGAGUAUCAGUCUCCACGACGUUCUCCAAAACAUGACACUCGGUCAGAUCGACUGGCUAGUCCCUCAAGGUCUCAACAAUGCAAACCGCCUCAGCGCUACAGAUGUCGCCAAACGGAAAGAGGUCAUGGCAGAGCUCCUCUACUAUCUCUUCGACUCCUUUCUUAUACCCCUCAUCCGGGCCCAUUUCCACGUCACAGAGUCCUCCAUCCAACGCAAUCAGCUCUUUUACUUCCGCCACGACGUCUGGCAAAAGAUGUCUAAACCGGCACUUCAAUCUCUUAAACAAAACAUGCUUGAAGAAUGCAACACCGAAGCGGUCAAGAAACACCUCGCAAAACGAACCUUGGGGACCAGCACCGUCCGAUUGUUGCCGAAGGAACAAGGUAUGCGACCGAUCAUCAAUCUGAGGCGUCGAGUGCAGAAAAUGCAACAUGGACAUGUGGUGUUGGGAAAGAGUAUCAACAGCAUCCUCAACCCAGCCUUUAGUGUCUUGAACUACGAAAAAGGUGCAAAUCCAGAUCGUCUAGGAUCUGCAAUGUUCUCCGUAGAUGAGAUGUUCCCUCGCCUUCAAGCCUUUCGGGCAUCUCUGGAAAAGAAAGGUCUGAGUGGAAAACCCCUCUACUUUGCCAAGGUGGAUGUCCAGGCCUGUUUUGAUACAAUCCCUCAGAAAGGGGUGAUGCAACUCAUCAAGAACAUCAUCGGAGCGAACGAAUAUCAAAUCACGAGGUAUUCGAGGGCUAAACUUGCUGGAUCACUCAUGGAAAAGCAUGCUUCUGGAUUCGGAACCAAACCGAUCUGGAGAUUCCUCACGAAAGCUACUCCAGGCUCUAAGACCUUUGAUUUUGGUCAAGAGGUGGAGAUAGAUACGGCUGGAGGUCGGACUGGGACGGUCUUUAUAAAUGGUGCUAAUCAACGCUCUCAAUCGAGAAGAGCGGUGAUUGGAUUGUUGGAAGAACAUAUCCAGUCUAAUUUGAUCAAGAUUGGAAGGACGUUCUACCGGCAGAAGGAAGGGAUCCCUCAAGGUUCCAUUGUCAGUUCUUUGCUGUGCAGUUACUUCUACGCGCAGAUGGAGCGAGAGGUCUUGCAUUUUGUGAACGAUGGCGAAGGGCAGAGUAUGCUGUUGAGACUCAUCGAUGAUUUCCUCGUCAUCAGCACCGACAAAGGUGUCGCGGAAAAGUUCAUCAAGAGGAUGGGAGAAGGUGUCGAGGAAUAUGGAAUCCGGAUCAAAGGCGAAAAGAGUCGCGUGAAUUUCGACGUGCAGAUUCAAGGGAAGAAAGUGCCCAGGGUGGAAGGAGGAGGUUUUGCAUUCUGUGGCAAAGUCAUUGAUAUGCGGACGUUGGAUUUGGGGAGGGAUUUGGAGAGGAGGAAGAAUCUCUCGGAUUCGAUUACGGUGGAGUACACCAAGACUCCUGGACAGAGUUUCUAUCGAAAAACAUUGAACAUUCUGAAAUUACAAAUGCACGCCAUGCUUCUCUCCACGACAUACAAUUCACUUCCAACCGUCUUGGAUAAUUUGUUUCAGGGUUUCUUGGAAGUGGCCCAGAAGGCUUACUAUUACAUCAAGUCUUUGCCCGUGGGAAAACGGCCGGGUGGGAAGCUAAUUAUCAGGACGGUUGAUGAUUUGGUCAAACUCUCCACCAUUCUAAUGCGGCGACGCAGAGGGAUGAAGAAGGGAGUGGCAUUGCCUCUUGCAUGCGAUGUUGGGAAGGGGAGUGUUCGGUGGUUGGCAUGCAAGUCUUUCCUCAAAGUCUUUGAGCCCAGACAGACGCAAUUUGGGGCUUUGAUAGAUUGGUUGAAAGAUCAGAUCAGGUUGGAGAAGAUGGCAAGGAUCAGUGGGGAGGAGAAGAGGAUGUUGGAGAGCUUCGUUCGGAAGAUUGAGACAUGA
This is a messenger RNA of Ramularia collo-cygni, 3321 nucleotides long. RefSeq names its product related to telomerase reverse transcriptase. The record is from RefSeq and is a predicted model, not a curated record. The transcript has 6 exons. Gene Ontology annotation, cellular component: telomerase catalytic core complex. Gene Ontology annotation, molecular function: telomerase RNA binding; telomeric repeat DNA binding. NCBI's taxonomy places the organism in Eukaryota, Fungi, Ascomycota, Dothideomycetes, Mycosphaerellales, Mycosphaerellaceae. Bases 1 to 3321 code for a protein of 1106 amino acids. Gene Ontology annotation, biological process: telomere maintenance via telomerase.